UAAUGCGGAAGUUGUUGGUCCUCCAUUAUCCAACAGUCUGAAAAAUAACAGCUCAGACCGGCUGGAACUCUCCAUUAUUUAUCCAGAUUAUCGUAUUAAUCGUUUGAAACAUUAUAUUUGAAGUAUUAUCAGUGAAAACGCGCCGCAUUCGAGUGAGAUUGGAGGAUUUUUUCAGCCGCUAUGGCUGCCAACAACAACUUACAGAAAGCUAUCGAUCUGGCCAGUAAGGCAGCGCAGGAGGACAAGGCUAAGAAUUACGAGGAGGCCUUGAGGCUGUACCAGCACGCCGUACAGUACUUCCUACACGUCAUCAAAUAUGAAGCUCAGGGCGACAAAGCCAAGCAGAGCAUCCGGGCCAAAUGUGCCGAGUACCUGGACCGGGCGGAGAAGCUAAAGGAUCACCUGAAGAACAAGGAAAAGGCCCCGGCGAAACCCGUCAAAGAGUCCCAGUCCGACGAGAAGGGGAACGAAAGCGACGAGGGAGACGAUCCCGAGAAGAAGAAGUUCCAGAACCAGCUCUCAGGGGCCAUCGUCAUGGAGAAGCCGAACAUUCAGUGGAAUGACGUAGCCGGACUCGAAGGUGCCAAAGAAGCUCUGAAAGAAGCCGUCAUCCUGCCCAUCAAAUUCCCACAUCUCUUCACGGGUAAGCGCACCCCCUGGAGGGGGAUCCUGCUGUUCGGGCCCCCCGGAACCGGGAAGUCGUACCUGGCCAAGGCCGUCGCCACGGAGGCCAACAACUCCACCUUCUUCUCCAUCUCCUCCUCAGACCUGGUGUCCAAGUGGCUGGGAGAGAGUGAAAAGCUGGUGAAGAAUCUGUUCGAGCUGGCCAGAGAGCACAAUCCGUCCAUCAUCUUCAUCGACGAGAUCGACUCCCUGUGCGGCUCCAGGAGCGAGAACGAGAGCGAGGCGGCUCGCAGGAUCAAAACCGAGUUCCUGGUCCAGAUGCAGGGUGUCGGAAAUGACAACAAGGGAAUCCUGGUGCUGGGGGCCACGAAUAUCCCGUGGACGCUCGACUCUGCCAUCAGGAGACGAUUCGAGAAGCGUAUCUACAUCCCCCUGCCGGAGGAGCACGCCCGCUCCUACAUGUUCAAGCUGCACCUGGGCACCACGCCCAACAGCCUGUCCGACGCCGACUUCGUCACCCUGGGCAAGAAGACCGAGGGCUACUCUGGCGCCGACAUCAGCAUCAUCGUGCGGGACGCGCUCAUGCAGCCCGUCAGGAAGGUGCAGUCGGCCACGCACUUCAAACAGGUACGUGGCCCCUCCAGGGACAAUCCCAAGGUGAUCCUGGAUGACCUGCUGACCCCGUGUUCUCCCGGAGACCCUCAGGCCGUAGAGAUGACGUGGAUGGAGGUUCCCGGGGACAAGCUGCUGGAGCCGGUCGUCUCCAUGCCGGACAUGAUGCUGUCGCUGGCGAACACCAAGCCCACCGUAAACGAGCAGGAUCUAGAGAAGCUGAGGAAGUUCACCGAGGAUUUUGGGCAGGAGGGCUGAAGCCCCCUCGUCCGGAUUCGUGUUCCCUUACCCCACCUUUAAUUCUAGCUUGUUUUUUUUCUUUCUUUUUCUUGGACUUCCUGUUGGACUGGUGAGCUGAAGGACAGAAACUCUGCAGAAGUCCAGUCCAGAACCUUUAACGGACCUGAGAAGGUUUCAUUCACAGUCUGGGUUUCAUGAUGUAUUUUUUUUUAGUUUAUUUUUGUAUUCACUACGUGUGUUGGUUAAAUUCCGAGGUUUUCUUGUGCUUUUCGGCUAAAUCUGCGUCCCUAAAGAUCUUGCGACACUGAAGAACGUCAGCCAGAACGUUCCGUUGUCUCGUAAUACAUAGAUAUGAUAUAGGACCAAAAGUAUUUGGACACCUGACCUUGAGCUUGUCGGACGUCGCAUUUCAAAAUCAACUGGUAUUAAGAUAGACUGACCUCUGUGUGAUCUUUUGGAAAGGCUUUGAUAUAUAUAUGGGAUCUGUGUAUGGGACGCUUCAUGUCUUUAUAGAGCUUGGAACGGGAAAGGGCCUUCCCUAAACUGUUGCUGCAAAGUCAAAAGCAUAUCAACUCUUUUAUAUGAUUGAUUUAUUACACCUGGUAGCAACUGUCGUGGCUGAAACACACAUGAAUUCAGUAAUUACAAGUGGUGUCCCAAUACUUUUGGUCAUAUAGUGUUUAAUAAUUCCUGAAAGAAUUUGGGGUUUUGUGACAGUAAACAGAUUAAAGCUGCAGUUCGUAAACAGUAAACAGUAAUAAUCAGAGAUUUUGGGUCUGAUUUUUUUUAGAAGGUUUUGUCAGGCUGCUCUCCCUUUCACACAGCAAAAUGUUUUCAUAUUUAGAUCAUUGACGAUGCACGUUUGCUGAAAACAAUCCAGGGUGGUGAUUUUUCAAAACAAAAACACAAAACAAACUCGAAUUCUCUGCUGCCGCUUUAUUAGAGCUAAAAAUGCAUCCGUUAUCGCAGCAACAGUGACCCCUGCUGUCUGGUCGUGACAGGAACACAGAGAAUGUGCGUAUUUGUGUGGACUAGGAUGAUAAAACCGCUCAGAUUGGUUACAGCUUGAACGUUUGAGUUUGUAGGUCAGGAAUUCGCCAAAGUUACACACUGCAGCUUUAAACGUCGGGACAAACGUUUCCUAUUCUUUUCAGCUCAUUUCAGUGCAGUUUUAAUUCACCCUCGUCGUUCAAGCUUCCUCUCGAUAUCAGCUAAAGUUCCCAGCUGACUUUUACCAGGCUACGGCGCUUAUAACCAAAGCAUCUUUGCCUUUUAGCCAGGAAGUCUGACAUGUUUCUGUUUGUGAUCAGUAAAGAUUACAUACUCACCCUAAUAAACACCCACUUUAAUUACUACCCUCCCGAAUCUAGCAAAUCAUAUAUAAACCAAAUAUUAAGAUUAUUGAUGCCUGUUUUUGGCGUUGAAUUAUAAAAUUUAAUUAUUAAAGAAUUAAAUGAACUUGUGAUUGCUGUGGGCUUUUCGUCCAUGUGAUCGUCAACAAAUUUCAUAUCGGGUUUAGGAGGCGGAUUUCGUCGUGCACGCCAGCAUCUGAGCUCGUGCUGAUUUAAAGCUCACUUGACUGUGCACAGUGUCGAGACAAAUCUUUCCCUAAAGCAUUCCUUACCAAGACCAAUACAUUGAGUGUGGUCAGACCAGCCCUGUUUAUACGGACACAGAGAAGUCACCAGCUGAUACUAGAGUAUUUUUGACAGUAGAUUUUGCAGAAAUAAUUGGAACCCCAGGUCUGCCAUAAAGCAAGUGAUAAAUGAUAAUAUUUAUUAUAUACACAUGUACUCAGAUGUCUCUACAUCAGUGUUGAAAUGUCUCAUGCUAAACUUUGGGUUUUGCCCCCAGUAGGAUUUUCCACUUAAGGGAACGUUUUUUCCCCCUUUUUCUAGUCAGAAGUUUUAGUCGAACGCAGCGUAACCGUGUGUUCACUACACAAAGAACAGGAGUGAACUAUAGAAAAUAUAUCAUUUCUGACCCGCUAAUGCAAACUUGUGCCUUCUAUACAAAUUCUGUUCGAUGUAAAGUGAAGGUGUGUCGAUGAAAAGCGCUACAUUCAUGUUUAAUAGUCGGGGAGACGGUUCAGUAAUAUUUGCACAUUCACAUUUCACCUCACGCUAUUCUAUCACAGCUGAAUGUUUAUGUUCUUUCAGUGUUGAGUUUAUUAUUAUUGGUUUUUUUAUUCAGCUACGUUUCCAUACUCGACGAUUUGCAUUUGGAAGUGAAUGUUAUUAAAUGUUUCUGGACUUUUGUUUGUUACGUUUCUUUCAUCAUAUAUGUGUAAAUAAAUAAAGGCUGAUUAAAGUGA
Messenger RNA from Trichomycterus rosablanca, 3790 nucleotides. RefSeq names its product vacuolar protein sorting 4 homolog B (gene vps4b). The record is from RefSeq and is a predicted model, not a curated record. The coding region runs from base 181 to 1494 and encodes 437 amino acids. Gene Ontology annotation, molecular function: ATP hydrolysis activity; ATP binding. The transcript is spliced from 11 exons. Gene Ontology annotation, biological process: vacuole organization; endosomal transport. Lineage: Eukaryota; Metazoa; Chordata; Actinopteri; Siluriformes; Trichomycteridae.